AUGGCCUCCUCGUCGUCAAACGUAGUGGGUGUCCACUACCGUGUGGGCAAAAAGAUCGGUGAAGGCUCCUUCGGUGUCAUCUUUGAAGGCACCAACCUCCUGAACAACCAACAGGUUGCCAUCAAAUUCGAACCCCGGAAAAGCGAUGCACCCCAGCUCCGCGAUGAGUACCGGACAUACAAGAUUCUGGUUGGAUGCCCUGGCAUUCCCAAUGUCUACUAUUUCGGACAGGAGGGUCUGCACAACAUCCUCGUUAUCGAUCUUCUCGGUCCUUCUCUAGAAGAUCUUUUCGAUCACUGUAACCGCCGCUUCUCCACAAAGACUGUUGUGAUGGUAGCCAAGCAGAUGCUUUCGCGCGUUCAAACGAUUCACGAGAAGAACCUCAUCUACCGCGAUAUCAAGCCAGACAACUUCCUUAUUGGCCGGCCAUCAACUAAGGCUGCCAACGUUAUCCACGUGGUUGAUUUCGGUAUGGCCAAGCAAUACCGCGACCCCAAGACCAAGCAACACAUCCCUUACCGCGAGCGUAAGUCUUUGUCUGGCACUGCUCGUUAUAUGAGUAUCAACACACAUCUGGGCCGUGAGCAAUCUCGGCGUGAUGACCUGGAAGCUCUCGGUCACGUCUUCAUGUACUUCUUGAGGGGUGGCCUUCCCUGGCAGGGCCUAAAGGCUGCUACCAACAAGCAAAAGUACGAGAAGAUUGGCGAAAAGAAGCAAACGACGGCAAUCAAGGACCUCUGCGAUAGUUAUCCAGAAGAAUUCAACAAGUACCUGAGCUACGUGCGUAACCUUGGUUUCGAGGACACACCUGACUACGAUUAUCUCCGUGAUAUCUUGACACAAGCUCUUAAGAACGCCGGCGAGGUGGAGGAUGGCGAGUACGACUGGAUGAAGCUCAACAACGGACGGGGCUGGGACUAUAAGUCCUACUCAUCUCAGGCACAUCUGCACAAUCAGCACCAGAGCUCGUCCGGUCGCGACCAACAUGCAAGGGAGCUCCGCAACAGCCAACGUCCCGGAGUGACAGCCGACCGUUUAAACGCCGCGCAGCCCCCGCCUCCUUCUCCAGCCAAAGUUGGAGCUGGAAAGACGCGCGAGCGCCAAAGCGCCGGCGGCAUGCCUCCCAAACGCCAGAGCGCGGGGGUGGAAGCAUCGACUCCGGCCGCGUCAACCCAGGCACAGUUUCAAAACUCGAAUGCCCACCUCCCCGGUCGGAACGGAAGUCCAGGGAACCCGGGAUUGAGUAACCAACAGCCCCUUGGUGGCCCGGGUACCCCUGAAUCGCCGCCCACUUUCACCCAGAAGUUGAUGAAGGCUCUGUGCUGCGGUAGGUGA
Molecule: messenger RNA, 1335 nt
Organism: Penicillium egyptiacum
Lineage: Eukaryota; Fungi; Ascomycota; Eurotiomycetes; Eurotiales; Aspergillaceae
Source: the annotation of a GenBank genome assembly